AUGUCUCAAAAUUUUUUCUCUGAUAGCCCCGCUAUAUGUAUUUUCCCUGAUAAUGCUAUAUGUGAAGAACCUACGGAUUUGGAAGAAAGUACUUUGGAAUUUUUCGUUCCAUCUAUAUUAGAUCGUAAAAUAGAACGUCAUCGACAGCGUCGUGCUAUAUGCGAAAGAGCUGGCCGUUUACAAAAAACCAGUAUUUCUGGACUCG
Molecule: messenger RNA, 205 nt
Organism: Dentiscutata erythropus
Lineage: Eukaryota; Fungi; Glomeromycota; Glomeromycetes; Diversisporales; Gigasporaceae
Source: the annotation of a GenBank genome assembly